AAAUCUCGCAAUUCUAUAUUUUUGUCAAAAUUUCAAGUGCCCGUAAUACAAAGUUGGUCGAAGAACUCAAAUUAUGUCGGUAAUAUUUCAUUUGCUAUUACGUUUAAUUGACCGUUAAGACAAUACAUAGGGAGUGACUUAUUAUAUGUGGUUUAAUUAACCCAAUUCUUCUAUCUGCAAGAUAAAUAUACUGUUCUAUAACUCUACUAAUCGGCAGAUUAUCCAUUUCUUUCUUGUUUAUGGAUGUUAAACAAAGACAAAUUGACGAAUUGAUCUUAGCCCUUAUUUCAUAGAUGUAAUAAUAUAAUCGAACCAAAAUGGCCAACUCGUACAUAAAGGCGGUAAUAAAAAACACGUUGGGUGGUAGUUCGCCCACCCCGGCCCAAUCGUACUGCGCAAGUUCGAGAAACAGUUCGGUGGGCGAUUUCGACGAAUUCGAACAACAUACUUUGGGCGUAAGAUCGCCUACCGGCCGAACUGUCAAAGAAGUCGAACAGCAACUGUCCAACUUCAAAAAGGAAAACUUCGAUCUCAAACUGAGAAUUUAUUUCCUCGAAGAAAAAAUGGGCGUCAACUAUGCCCUCGACAAAGACAACGUUUUUAGGAAAAACACCGAACUUCAAGUUCAAGUAGCCAACCUGCAAAGGGAGCUCAAAGAAAAAUACGACCUCUUGUGUCAAGCGGUCAAAGCUUUAGAAAUGGAAGAGGACGAGCAUCGCAAAUAUUCGGCUAAUAAAGAAGAAGAAAUGGCGCAAGUGCACGAAGAAAUGGAUGAACUUAAGAUGCAGUUGCAAGACAUGCGUCUUAUGUAUACGGAAUCGACAAAGUCGGGCUGUUCCAGUAGUAGACAGUCGGAAAAUGUACAGUUUUUCGCGUCGAAUCAAAGAUGUUUGGACGAUGAACUGAAUACGGAGAAUCAACAACAACUGGCCAGCUUUAUAUACGACACCAGCGAAACGUUGCGGCAACAAAUCGAAGAUUUACAAAAAGACUGCGACAGCAAAGAUCAGGCGAUUGACAGUCUGACACGUCAACUGUCAUCUGCCAACGAACGCCUGAUCGAUUUCGCGCAGCAAGUCAAAGACUACGAAGAAAAACUGUCCGAACAACAUCAAAGAAACACCCAGUUGCUCACCACGAUGCAAUCUGUCAACCAGAAACUUACCAUGACAAAAUUGGAGUUUGAACGGGAACGCAACGAAUUCAUGAGCGAGAAAAAAGCCUUGGACCACACUAAUGCAGUGCUGCAGAUGCGCGUCAGCGCCCUCGACGACGAAAAACGUCAACACAAGCAGCUGAUUAGAGAGUUGCAGCUGAAACUGGACGCCACUGCAUUUGAUGCGAAAAAGAAACACAGCAUAGCGGUUUCGAUUUCGCGCGCAGCAACAGCUACAGGAGCUGCGCAAGCAAACCUACAUGAUGCGCAAGUAGAACAGCUAACAUUGCAAAGGUCGCCUUCAAAGUCGCAAGUUCCAUUAACACCAGACGCCAAACAUCUGGUGACCUUUGAAAAACUCCUGUUGUCGGAACGGUGCCGGGACGCGGACAUGUUGCGCACCGAAUUUUCGAUAUUGAAAAGCGACUUUCACGAUCAAACCAAGAAAAUCAUUAAACUGAAAAGUGAACAGUUAAAAGCGUGCGAAAUAAUCAAAAGCAUGAUCAAGUAUCGUAACCAGGCUAAUGAUGAAAUAGCGCAGCUGAAGAAGGCCAAGGAGGCGCUGGAGAGGGAAAUGGAGAGUGUAGUUGGCAGGCCGCAGAGAGAGACGGCAAACAAUGGGCCGGUACACGCGAGGGUUUCUGAGUUGAACAUCACGGCAGUUGGGACGCCGCCCACAGCGCCAUCUUGCGAGGUAGAUGCUAGAGCCGCUUUUCACGGCAGAUUUCAUUUUGCUAGUUGAGCAUGCGCUUUUAGAUUUUUUUUUUGCUUUUGCAUGUUUUAGAUUUGACAAUUUUGUUUUAAAGUUGACAGCUACUAUUGUUUCGAAUGAGUCAGAGAAUAUAUCAUCAAAGUAGACUUUGGAACAAUGUCAUAUUUAUUGGUUGCUCUUUAUUUUUUCAUAUAUGUUAGACAGAGAUAAUGCUAAUGAAAAACAUUCACAUAUUGUUAUUUUUGAGUGAUUGCUUUGAACUUUAAAACAAUAAUUUCAUAAAUCAAAUUUUUUAAAAUUACUGUAAAAAAAGACGGGGAACAUUUUUUUAGUAUUUUUUCUCUUUUUUUUUAAUUUUCAGAAUGAUAGAAAUUCAUCCACUUUUCAAAGGUUUAUCAAUAGGUUCGAUUGCGUGUGCGGUUUCAAAUGUUAAUUUAUUUAUUGUGAUAUUUACUAUAAUUGUUUUUUAAUAAUUCAAAUAAACCUUUUUUUUUUAUGCAUAA
Ceutorhynchus assimilis (cabbage seed weevil) is the source of this 2371-nucleotide messenger RNA. The record is from the annotation of a GenBank genome assembly. NCBI's taxonomy places the organism in Eukaryota, Metazoa, Arthropoda, Insecta, Coleoptera, Curculionidae.